AUGUCGCUGCUGCUGGCAAUUGUUUAAUUAAGUAAACUUUAAUCUAUGUAAAAAGAGGAACGCUAUUGUGACAAAUCAGCCAACUAAAGGCUGAUUGACGUCAAUGAGGCGCAAUUAGUGCAACAAACAAAUAAAAUAUAACAACGGCAGCAACAACAAUGCAUUUCUCAAUACCAGAUACACAGGAGACAUAUGCUGAUGGCAACAACAGUGUGGGCGGCGCCUCGCCCACUUAUACAGUGUUCAAUAUCUACAUAAAUGGCAACUAUCAUUGUUGUUUGCGCUAUAAACAAUUGCAUGCGCUGCAUGAACAAUUGCGUAGACGUCGAGCUGACGCACCGCUUCCAACAUUUCCACCCAAAAAACUACUGCCGCUAAGCAGCAGCCAAAUAGAGACAAGACGCGCGGCGUUGGAGCACUAUCUGCAAAUAAUUGGACAGGAUGCGCGCAUAGCACGUUUGCCCUAUCUCCAGCAGUUCUUGCAGCGCGCUCAGCUGGACACAGCGCUGGCGGAGGGAAAUAUCAGCAGUGAGGAGCAACUGCAGCAGCUACAAGUGCAGGUCUACAGCGGCGGCGGUGGCAACGGCACCGGUGGGCAAUUGCUGGUCAAUUGUCAUGUGCAGCAGAAUGCCAGCUCACUGCUGCAGUGCGUUACACGUGCACUAGAUCUGCCCGAUGAGCUAACGCAAUAUUUUUGUCUCUAUCUCAUGCGCGAAGAAGAGGAUCAACAGCUGCUAUUGCGUCGCCUUAUGGACUUUGAGGCUCCAUUUAUAACACGCCUGCAUAUGCAGCCCUGCCAAUUGUUACUGCGCACCUGCUACUGGAAUGCGCGCUACGAUGCCAAGCUCUUGCCCAAUCAAGUGGCUCUUAAUUUGCUUUAUCAACAAACGCUUGCUGAUGUGUCACGUGAAUGGAUCAUCUGCGCGCCAGAGAUGCGGCAUGAGCUGCGCGCAAUACAGCUGCAAUCGGGUCCUUUGCCCUAUCUGGAGCUUGUGCGUCAGCUACCCUCCUAUGGCUGCUUGCAGUUUGGUACAGCACAAGUGGAUUAUCCACAGGCAGGAACCAAAGCGACGAUCAUCAUAGGCAAUGGCGAGCUAAGUCUACGCACGGACCGAGGUCCCAAGAUAUAUGAAACGAAAUUUCGUGUGCGCCGCAUGCGUUGUUGGCGCGUCAUUGCCAUGCAUAAUACAUUCGAGUCGCGGGAUCAGCCCUCGCAGCUACAGCUGAGCUUUGAGUAUCUGAUGAACAAGCAAACGCUGCGUUGGAUUACAAUUUCCAGUGACCAGGCCAUGGUCAUGUCUGUCUCACUGCAGGCCAUGGUGGAUGAGUUGCUGCUUAGUGAAAAGGAAUGCGAACGGGAACAGCAGUCAGAGUCGGAGGCAAGCACUUCUACUGGCAUCUCUGAAUCCAGCUCCUCCACGCCCAGCACUAAUUCAGCCACUAGCAGCUCUUCCUCAGCGCUGCAUCACAGCACGCCGCCUGUUAAAUUUUUAGCUCAAUGCUCCAAGCAGCAACAUAAGCUAACCACGGCACGUACCUUUGCGGCUGUUUUCUUCCGCAACGAUGAGACUGCAGCUGCCUCGGUGCGCAACGAAGCGUUCGAGGGCAUUGGCGACGAUGAUCUGUAAACUGUAUGUAAAAACCAUCCAAGGUGUUUUCUUUGAAUGCCUGGCUCAAAGCAUCAUUAAUUAAUGAAAUUGUAAAGUGUUCCCUAAGCUAAAUACUAGAUGUCUCGCUCAAGUGCUGUAAAUGAAUCAUUCAUUCGUGAAUCAUUGUCAAUUUUCAAGAAUCUAUUACCAAUUUAAGAAAUUCUAAUGAAAUCUAGACAAUUUU
Molecule: messenger RNA, 1833 nt
Organism: Drosophila busckii
Lineage: Eukaryota; Metazoa; Arthropoda; Insecta; Diptera; Drosophilidae
Gene: Snx17
Product: sorting nexin-17
Exons: 1
Coding region: 159-1628 (489 amino acids)
Biological process (GO): intracellular protein transport
Cellular component (GO): early endosome
Molecular function (GO): phosphatidylinositol binding
Source: RefSeq, a predicted model, not a curated record